This is a messenger RNA of Rubroshorea leprosula, 1048 nucleotides long. The record is from the annotation of a GenBank genome assembly. NCBI's taxonomy places the organism in Eukaryota, Viridiplantae, Streptophyta, Magnoliopsida, Malvales, Dipterocarpaceae.
UUGUGUUCUCAAAACCAGAGAGAUCAAAUCAGAGGAUACAAGAGAGAGAGAGAGAGAGAGAAAGAGAGCAAUGGCUUCUUCAUCAUCAUCUCCCCUUGAACUGACCUUGAGCCUUAAGCCCUCCUAUCAGCCAAAAACCAUUCAAAAUGUUCUGAAAGAGUUGCAAGAAGUAAAGAAUCCAUUGGACAAAUUAUCCGUGUUAAGUGAUUAUAUUCACCAGCAUGAGGAAGAAUUGAACUUCAUUAAGCAAAUUAAACGUCAAGUUCCGCAAUGUGGAUUGUUUUUAAUGGAAGCUAUUAAGACUCUAACAGAGGAAUCUGAGAAAAUAAAGAAGAGUAUGGAAUCAGGAGGACGGAAGCCCCUGGUGGAGUUUUUGCCCACGAAGAGGAAAGAAUAUGAAAAUGAUUUUGCACAUACGUUUUUCACCGCAAAUCAUGAAAGUAAGAGACAGAGAGGAUAUCCAGCCCAAGUCCAGACAUUCAAUGAUGUGGAGGAGCAAUCCUUCUAUGGAUCAUUAACUGUAUGGAGAGGCCAUGUUUGUGGUGCAAGAGGAUUGGAUUCCAUUAUUCCAAGGGCUGAAUCAGCUGCACAUGGUCGCCAGAAUUUGAUGUUUCAUCAUCCAACCAUCAAUAAUUAUCAACCAAAGCCACUUAGCCAGCCUAUCAAGAAGAGCAGGAUGACUUGGACAGACAAACUGCAUGAUACUUUUGUGGAGGCGGUGAAGCUGGCUGGAGGAAUUGAAGUUGCCGCACCCAGACAAAUAAGAGAGAUCAUGCAAAUUGAUGGCUUGACGAAUGAUCAAAUCAAAAGUCAUUUGCAGAAAUAUCGACUUCAUUACCACCAGGAUCCAAAAGGUUCAUCCUGAAACAUACCAUGGUGACCUUAGGACAAAAGAAAUUGGGAUGAGCAAAUGGAGACAAGGUAAAUCUGGGAACAAGUUGUAACUGACCUUGGAGUGUAGGUUCGAGAAUCAAAAUAGGGUAGGUCUUAUGUUUCAACUAUCCAUCAACCUAGGAAGCUGGAACUGGAAUGAAUUGCUUUUUAUAUC